AUGGCUCUACCAUCGAGUACAGGUCGUUUUAGGCAACGGAGAAUUUCCGUUAAGCAGACACUUCAGGUGCUGCGGCAGAAGGAUAUGCCGAAUUUGGACAGAGAGGAGCAGCAAAGGGAGCUGCAGCAUGUUGAAACAGGUGUUGAAAAAGGAGAAGAAGAAGAAAGAGAUUUGCAGGCAGUGAUGCAUGCCGCAGAUGCUAGAUUUCGUUCGGGAAAGAAAAACGUGAAAGAUGUUUCAAUUCCCACACCAGAUGCAUCCAAAACUUGGACUGAUGAGUCUGCGCUGUACUCUUUAAAAUAUCAGUUUCCAAAAGAUUAUCUAAAGUAUUCUGCUACGGUAGAGGAUACUUGUGGAUGUCCAUACAAUAUGGAUGAGGAUGACAGUGACUUCUUGUUGAAAUUCAAUGCCGAUCUUAAGCAGAAAAAAACAGAAGCAUGUUCUGAACCCGAAUUUGAGAUCGUUAUGUAUAAUUUCGAGAGAAUCGUGGAGCAAAAACAACCGUUUCUACGGAUGGACCCGAAGCAAAUACUGGGAUAUGAUGAUAUAAAGCAGUUGGCAUUAAUUCCAGACGAUAAUGAUCGUUCAAGAAUAUAUCAAGAGCUCGGGAAGCAGCUUGGUAUUCCAACGUUCGAAACACUACUGGAUAAUGUUUCCACAGAGGAUAGCACUGAUGGAGAAAUUGUGCCUGAAUUACGUCCUUUACGGGUAUUGCUUGAGUUGUAUGGCGCUAAGAUAUAUGAGCACUGGAAAUGUAGGCGUUUGGCUCGUAAGGGGUUGGCAAUUACUCCGGGUCUUAGAUUUGAAGAUCCAACACAACCUCAAAAGGAUGAUGAUGAUCCUUAUGUGUGUUUCCGUCGCAGAGAAUACCGCCAUGCUAGGAAGACUCGCCGGGCAGACAUGCAAGGAGUGAUGAAGCUUCGUUUAUUGGACAGAGACUUCAGAGCACUUCAACAGGUACUGCAGAUGGUGACAAUGCGAGAGAAUAAAAGGAGAGAUGAAUUGGAGACGAGCUGGGCUGUUUUCGAGCAAAGGUGUGUGAUCAAAGAUGUGAAGCGUAGUUUAGGCAUUGUCGGUGAAGAUCAGGAGUUAAUCGAUCACCGUCGGCGGGAGAAACGUCGUGAAAGAGAGAGAAAAGAGAGAGAGAAAAGAGAACAGAUGAAGAAGGAGAGAGAGAGGGCAGCAAAUGAUAAGAAAGAUAAGAUAAAGAGAGAGAAGGAAAGGGCUAAGGCAUUGAGGCAGGUAAGACUUAAAGAUAAGAAAAGACGCCGGAAGGGAAAAGAUGGCAACAGUCUUGAUGGUAGUCCCGAUAUAGAUGGAAGUUCUAGAAAAGGGCAUCGCCAUGCAUUACAAAGACGUGUCCUUAUUGAUGAUGGUCCGGAAUCCUUGGCAGCACAGUUGAGAAAGCAGGAAGCUUUGCAACUUGGAGAAAAACUCGCUGCAGAAAAGGCAAGGGAGGCUUCGCUGGCCGCUCCUCCUCCUGUUCAGCCCUAUGUGAAGUUGCCAAGUGCUAAAAUACCUGAUCUUGCAGUUACCAGUGUGGAUUCGGUGCUGCACCAGAAGAUGACCGGAAUUCGGAAAGCGGUUAGUGACAAGCUUAUCCGCAGAAAGUUACAGGAUGAAGGGUGGAUUAACUACACUGAUGACCCGUAUAAUCCGUACUUGGAUAUUACGGAUACGAUAGAAACCACUGAUGAGGAGUUUCCGUGGAUCAAGGACAGAUCCCAUGUUCCAUUUAGCAGCAUUGCCUCAUCUUCGUACGUACUGAAAAACCCCCGGGAAAUAGACUUCAGCUACGUCUUUAAUAACAGUCGUCACUACAGUAAUAACGACAGCGAGAUCACAAAAAUCAAUCCGAUAUCUGGCCAGGUGGUCAGGAAUGAUCGGCAUAACUUUAUGCCGUGUUUCUAUGAUCUCGCUGGGCGUGAUGCAGAUGACAUUGAGAAUGCUGGAGCAUUUCCUGGGGCAGAUAGAGAAUCUUUUUAUGAGAACAACAAGAUAGAUGUCUCUGAAAUUUUGGCAAAAGUCCGCCACCGCGUUGGUGUGUCCGGAUGCGAAUGGCUAGACAGAAAGCCAAUUUCCGAAAACUCGGACUACGCCGGUUAUCUGGAUAGCCUGCUAAAGCCUGAUAAUGGGAAUAAAUCUGCAAUAAUGGAAAAAUCCGACACUGCGAAGGACAGCACAACCAAUUCACUUAAGAGGAAAAGGGUUAGUGUUUAUGAUUCUACUUCAAGUGCCGCCAAAAGACUCCGGUCCCGGUUUUUAUUUGAUGAUGAUCUGGAGGCUGCCGAUGUUGUUGAGCCGGCAAAAUUGAAUGAUGUUGAUCCACAAACGCAGCACGUACGCUUUGGUUGCAUGCUUUUAAGUAAGGCUUACGAAGGAAUGCAGCGGAUCAGACAGCACCAAGUUGAAGCCUACCAGGCUCGGAUGCGUGAAAGGCAGAAAUUGAUGCUUCAUCAAAAGAAGAAGUUACAACAGAAGCAAACAUCAAAGAGCAGCGUGAAAAAAUCCGUGCCCCAGAAGCCACGACAACGCAAGAAGAAGCGCCAGGCACAAACACAGCCUGUAUCACGUGAUCAGCAACCUGCCUCGAAGAAAAGAAAAUCGCCAUCGGCUAAGCCGGCGGCAGCCACCGCCUGA
Molecule: messenger RNA, 2640 nt
Organism: Brettanomyces bruxellensis
Lineage: Eukaryota; Fungi; Ascomycota; Pichiomycetes; Pichiales; Pichiaceae
Exons: 1
Coding region: 1-2640 (879 amino acids)
Biological process (GO): regulation of transcription by RNA polymerase II
Cellular component (GO): piccolo histone acetyltransferase complex
Source: RefSeq, a predicted model, not a curated record